Messenger RNA from Physcomitrium patens, 1187 nucleotides. RefSeq names its product SRP-independent targeting protein 3 homolog. Gene Ontology annotation, biological process: protein targeting to ER. The record is from RefSeq and is a predicted model, not a curated record. Gene Ontology annotation, cellular component: mitochondrion; endoplasmic reticulum. Lineage: Eukaryota; Viridiplantae; Streptophyta; Bryopsida; Funariales; Funariaceae.
UUGUUUUCUAUACAAUCCCUUAUUUCUGUAGUUGUUGUUGCUGUUGUUGUUGUUGUUGUUGUAUUUGAGUUUCCGUGUGCGUAGCCCCUCGCGACGAGUCUCGCAGCUUAGUCUCAUCGCGUUGCGGCAGCCAUGGGGAUGUCGUGGAAGAUGAUGGUCGGCCCAGCCAUGCUGAUGGGCAUGAAGGCGGCCAAAAUCGACUACGACGCGCCGCACAACUUGCUCAUCAUCCGGGUUCUGUACGCCGUCUCGCAGCUCGCGCUGUUCGGUGCUCUGUUUGUGAUCUACCAGCGGAUCAACCAAGAGGGCGAUGAGAAGAGUACGGUGAAAGUGAAGGUUACUUCCGCCACGGGUACUUCAGAAGAAAAGGUGAUGACCCAUAAGGACUAUGAUAUGUCAGAACUAAUGAAGCUGGUCAAAAGUUUUGGAAUGGGAGCUGUGAUGACGGUCGGCAUUCAUGUCUACAUGGCAGUGGUCCCCGCCCUUCUGUUACAAUUGGUCACGAAUCCGAUGACCUUGUGGGACAACGCCCUAUUUUCCAUAUACAUUUUGAAGAAGGAUUCUAACAAGGAUGAAAAGCUGAAGCGACCGUUCCCUAGUGACUCUCCUUUCGCCAAGAUUGAAGCAAUGAAGAAGGAGAUGGCUGAAGCAGAGGAACUUGAGAGGAAGAAAAGAGAAGAAGGUGACCAGCCGGUAAUUGAGGAUACUGCCACUGCCACGGGAAGAGAACGUGUGUCAAGGGCUGAGAGAAGACCACGAAUCAGGGAUGAGAGUUCCGAUAGCGAUAAAGAGUAGGGGCAAUUUUUUGGCUAGGAACUUUGCUAUGGGUACACUGUUCUGAUUUCUUGGAUGUACAUGAAGUUUUAGAUACAAAUACCCACAUUAGAUUAUAACUCAGGUUGUAUACGAGUUAUUACUUGGUCAGGUAGUUUUGCACACCCUACAAUGGGAAUCUACUUUCAAAUCUCUAACACCUUGUAUUAUUGUUAACAAUACUCUUACAUGUGCUAAAUUUUCCAGACGAUAGGAUGUUAGAUUUGUACCUGCAUUAGGCACAUUCAUGGAAGAUAUUUCAUUGAUAUGCGACGUGUUUACGGAGUACCAAGUCGGCCGCUAAAUGUAGUACAACCGGGUUUUACGUAUGCGAUUACAUCUGGCUUUAAAAACGUGGUGAAAUUUUCUGACUA